AAGAAGAAAAGGACACAAAGGUCGGGUCCCAUCAUCCCCUGUGCACUUGGAGUGGUUCCAGUUAGAUUUGCUUGUUCUAAAUAACGAAAACAGAUCAAUUAUGGGGAUGCAAUUUGGAUGGUUGGCCAGGGUCAAUCAUAUUGUUACAUACACCAUCUCACCCUUUGAGCUGAGGGCCUUCCCCAAUGUGUUUUCCAAGGGAGUCCCUAAUAUGUGGCGUAGGUUCAGAUCAUCUUUCUUCAGAGUUGCACCACCAUUGAUUGGUGCGUACGUGAUAAUGGACUGGGCCAAUGCUUCCUAUAUUAAAUACAAUAGGAAGAAUCCUGCUGACUAUGAGAACGAAGAAUAACUCUACUGCCAUCUGCUAUUAAUUUCAUCCUUGUCUUUCACAAAUAAAACUGAAAAUAUGCUUACAU
Messenger RNA from Thalassophryne amazonica, 416 nucleotides. RefSeq names its product cytochrome b-c1 complex subunit 8 (gene uqcrq). The coding region runs from base 101 to 349 and encodes 82 amino acids. Gene Ontology annotation, biological process: mitochondrial electron transport, ubiquinol to cytochrome c. NCBI's taxonomy places the organism in Eukaryota, Metazoa, Chordata, Actinopteri, Batrachoidiformes, Batrachoididae. The record is from RefSeq and is a predicted model, not a curated record. The transcript is spliced from 4 exons.